AACACGCAACACGGAGAUUACAAGACCGACACUUGAGUAUGACAGUCUCCGUCGGCUUGCCCUGGUCGAAUGAGGGGUAUAUCUGAUAAUGAUAAGGCAAAAAGGUUAAGGCUGCGAACGAAGAGCCGAAACCCGUAAAGCGGAAAGGCGCGCAUCGCUCUCUCAUUUGGUUUCCAUUUUUAUUCCAUUUCCAUUUCCAUCUUCGCCCUCUUCUUGGUUUUCUUCUCAUUGUUUGUCUUAUUCUUAGCCAAUCUUUUGGCUGCCGUAUUACUACUCGCUUUCAAUCGCAGCUUCACAUACCUCAUUAAAGAAGGCAGACAGAGAGAUAGCAACAAUGUCCUCUCCAGAACGCAAGCAGUGGAUUCUCAACGCUUUUGCCAUGCAAUCGCCCUCACACCUUAACCCAGGCCUCUGGAAAGCGCCAGGUGACAACGGUCCGCGCUACACUGACCUCUCAGCCUGGAUCGCGCUCGCCCAGAAGCUUGAAGCCGCCAAGUUCCACGCCAUAUUCUUCGCCGAUGUCCUCGGGGGUUACGAUGUCUACCGCGGUCCUGCAAACCUCACACCUACAAUUCCUGCAGGAGCCCAAUUCCCAAUAAACGACCCCCUCUACUCCAUCCCUGCCAUGGCCGCAGCUACCAAAACCCUAGGCUUCGGAGUCACCUCCUCGACUACCUAUGAAGCCCCAUACUCCCUAGCACGCAAGUUCUCCACGGUAGACCACCUUACCAAUGGUCGCGUUGCCUGGAACAUUGUGACCUCCUACCUGGACUCAGCGGCGCGCAACUUCCCGGGCAAUUCCCAGGUUCAGGUCCCACAUGACACGCGCUAUGCGAUUGCGCACGAGUACCUCGAUGUGUGCUAUAAGCUAUGGGAGGGCUCCUGGCGCGAUGACGCAACAGAUGCGCGAUACAAGCUUGCAGGGAGCUAUGCCGAUCCUGCGGGCGUCCGACAAAUAGAGCAUGUCGGGACUCACUUCAAAGUCCCUGGGCCGCAUAUCUGCGAGCCCUCACCACAGCGGACGCCAUUCCUUUUCCAAGCUGGUACUAGUGGUGCGGGCCGCACCUUCGCCGCCCAGCAUGCCGAAGCGGUGUUUCUAAAUGGGCAUGCUCCACAUCUCGUGCGGCCAUCCGUGGAUAGUAUCCGCGACCAGGCCGAGUCUCUAGGCCGCCCACGGGAUGCAAUCAAGAUCGUGGCAGGCUUGCUGGUUAUUGUGGAUGAGACGGAUGAAAAGGCUCACGCGAAAUACAAGGCGAUCCUUAGCCAUGGGGAUAGAGAGGGAGCUCUCGCGCUGUUCGGGGGCUGGUCUGGUAUCGACCUGUCCACCUAUAGUGACGAUGAAGAUUUCCGUUUUGUGGAAAGUAAGGCGGUGAAAAGUAUGGUAAAUCAUUGGUCUUCGACAGUACCGGGUUUAGGAGACGUGCCUUGGACAAAAUCCCGGAUUUCAGAAUUCCUACUAGUGGGAGGGAAUGGGGUGAAGGUCGUUGGAAGCGCCACGACGGUUGCGGACGAGCUGGAGAGAUGGGUAGCUGAGGCGGACGUGGAUGGGUUUAAUUUAAGUUAUGCGACAAAUCCGGGGACCUUUGACGACAUUAUUAAGUAUCUGUUGCCUGAACUACGCAAGAGGGGGGUGUUUUGGGAGGAUUAUAAAGUACCAGGAGGAACGUUAAGAGAGACUUAUACUGGAAGCGAGGGGCAAACGAGGUUGCCCGCAAGUCACCCAGGGGCAAGGUUUGUAUGGAGGUCAGGGGAGGAGCUGCCAAAAUAUAUCAAAGAACAACAUGAGAAAGCGAAUGGAGAGACGAACGGAAAUACCAGUACGAAGAGGAAGAUUAGCGAGACAGAGGGACAAGGGCUAGACGCGGAGAAUGGUGUGAAACGAGUAGAUAGGUAA
Messenger RNA from Pseudogymnoascus verrucosus, 1894 nucleotides. RefSeq lists its product as uncharacterized. Gene Ontology annotation, molecular function: oxidoreductase activity, acting on paired donors, with incorporation or reduction of molecular oxygen; monooxygenase activity. The record is from RefSeq and is a predicted model, not a curated record. The transcript has 2 exons. Lineage: Eukaryota; Fungi; Ascomycota; Leotiomycetes; Thelebolales; Thelebolaceae. Bases 335 to 1894 code for a protein of 519 amino acids.